Messenger RNA from Amblyraja radiata (thorny skate), 1742 nucleotides. It is a transcript of the gene junba, whose product is annotated as JunB proto-oncogene, AP-1 transcription factor subunit a. Gene Ontology annotation, cellular component: transcription regulator complex. Gene Ontology annotation, molecular function: DNA-binding transcription factor activity, RNA polymerase II-specific; RNA polymerase II cis-regulatory region sequence-specific DNA binding; transcription factor binding. NCBI's taxonomy places the organism in Eukaryota, Metazoa, Chordata, Chondrichthyes, Rajiformes, Rajidae. The record is from RefSeq and is a predicted model, not a curated record. Gene Ontology annotation, biological process: regulation of transcription by RNA polymerase II; regulation of cell population proliferation; regulation of cell cycle. The coding region runs from base 367 to 1308 and encodes 313 amino acids. The transcript has a single exon.
UAAGAAGUCAUGGCAGCGUGAGCGAGUACAGUAGCCUGCAGGAUUGUACUACAGGCGUUACAGGAGAGAGGGAGAGACUGACUGUUCACUCGAAUCCAGGAGUCACAGACACAGGCUCAACCCCCAACACCAGCAACCUAAACGGACACUCUUGCCCCGAUUGCUGCGGCCGUCCCGGGUCAGAAACGGGGAACCGAGGGAGAAGCUACGAACCUAGUGUGGACUCGAGAGGGGACGUUGUCAUUUCUACCCCAGUCUCGCCGCGGCUGUAACUCGAGUGGCGGACACCCGAUUCAGCAAUAAAACCCUCUCUGGACUCUUUCUCCCUCUCGCCCUCUCUAUCUCCCCCCACCACAAGUGAAUUCUAUGUCUACGAAGAUGGAGCAACCAUUUUAUCACGACGAUUCAUUCUUCACGGGUUACGGGGCACCAGACGGCGCUCUCCACGAGUACGGCUCCAAGUAUUUCAAGGCCGGCAUGAAUCUCAACUUGGUGGAGCAGUCUCGGUGUUUGAAAGCCCAGCCGAGGAACCCGGAGGACGCGCUGUUGAGCGGCGGCGACUCGGGUCUCCUCAAACUCGCCUCUCCAGAGCUGGAGCGUCUGAUCAUCCAAUCGAGCAAUGGCGUGAUAACCACCACGCCCACCCCUGGUCAGUACUUCUGUGCAAGGAACAUCACGGACGAACAGGAAGGGUUCGCGGACGGCUUCGUGAAGGCGCUGGAAGAGCUACACAAGAUCAAUCAUGUCGCGCCUAACGUGUCCAUCUCCGGCCCUGGAAUGAACUGCAACGCCAGCAAUGGCUAUGGGACCACGGGACCCUCCGAGGUGCCCCCGGUCUACACCAACCUCACCGCCUACAAUUCCAACGCUAUCUCGGCCGGGACCAGCUACCCAACGGCCACCAUCAGCUACCUGCCCCCUCAACCCAUCGCCUACAACUUGGCGCCGGUGCCCAUGGGUCACCCGCGGUUGCAGACCCUUAAGGAAGAACCUCAGACGGUGCCCGAGGUACAGAGCCGAGGCGAGACCCCGCCGCUCUCUCCCAUUGACAUGGAGAACCAAGAGCGCAUCAAGGCGGAGAGGAAGCGCCUGAGGAACCGGGUGGCCGCGUCCAAGUGUCGCAAGAGGAAACUGGAGAGAAUAUCCAGACUUGAGGACAAAGUGAAGAAUUUGAAAUCGGACAAUGCUGGGUUAGCCUCCACCGCCACCGUCCUGCGAGACCAAGUCUCUCAGCUCAAACAAAAAGUCAUGACUCAUAUCAGCAGUGGCUGCCAGAUUGUAAUAAACCAAAAACUACAAGGUUUCUGAGCGUGAGACGGGGCAGGAAGAAAGAGGAAAAAAAUGGAGCCAUCACAAAAAAACUAGCGAGGGAAUGAGGAAGAUUCUUUGGAAGCUGCUUCGAGGAGCAGAGGGAGAGCGAGAUGCCUUUCUGAAGCACUGAUCCCUCCAAAUGCAAAACAAAACACUGAACUGGACAAGUGGGGGUGUGGUGAACUGGCCGGCGGAGGCCGGAGACGCGCUGGAGAGAUUGGGACUCUUUCAUGGACUUGGUAUAAUAGGAAUAAAACGCGACCGGGGUCGCACCGCCGUUCGAUUGUAAAUUAUUAUUUUGUCUCUCGUUUUCGAGUUUGUUUUUCUUCCUGGUUUAGUUUUUAACAAACUGGGUUUAAAAAGUUGUGUUUUAUUUGAUAUGUCUGUGGUAUUGCUUGUGUUUAAGUAAAUACUUUGUACUGUGAAUUCGA